AAUAGCCAGUUUACUACACCACACAUUGUAGUUAAUGAAGAUUUUUGCAUUGCAUACACACAAGAACUAUAUUACUUAUGGCAGUGGAUAUGAAACGUUACGUUGAUUAUUUGGAUCAUACUUGUAAUGUAUAUAUGAGUAAAAUAACGAGUCAUUAUUGCUAAUGAUGUUUGUUAUGAUGAUCAGAUGUGGUGGAGAAAUGAGGUUGGUUUUCCAUUGAUUUAACGCGGGAACUCUCUCCUAUGAUUUUAUUAGUCUUCAUUAAUUCUUCCUGGGUAUCAAUGGCGAGGAGAGCGGAGUUUUCUCCUUGUGGGCUUGGAGAACAGUGCAGCACAGAGAAAUGCUAGAAAUAACAGGCCACCGAAUGAGACGAAGAUGAUGAUAACGACGUUAUGGUCUCCCGGAGUGGUGGUGGAGCUCUAUUGGGUGGUGGUGGAGCUGUACGAGGAGGAGGUGGUGGAGUUAUACGAGGCGGAGGAGGAGGAGCUCUAUGAGGUGGUGGUGGUGGUGGAGCUCUAUGAGGAGGAGGUGGUGGAACUCUGUGUGGCGGAGGAGGAGGAACUCUAUGAGGUGGAGGUGGCGGCGGUUUUACAAUAGGUCUACACGGUGGCUUAAUAUUGGGAGAGGAGACAAUACUCCAAGGGAAUAGAGGGUUAUUCAUUUGUUCAAGUGGGAAAGAUAGAUACUUUUGGAUUCUACCCAUUGCUAUAAUUAAUGUGAUCCACUUCUCUCUCUUUUAAGAGUAAAAAUAUUUGUAAUUGUGAGAUGGGAUGGUAUAGCCUAGUAACGUUGUUGUAACAAUUUAUAUUAAGGUUUUCAAGCACUACAAUACAUACGUACUUCUUGU
Cuscuta campestris is the source of this 847-nucleotide messenger RNA. Lineage: Eukaryota; Viridiplantae; Streptophyta; Magnoliopsida; Solanales; Convolvulaceae. The record is from the annotation of a GenBank genome assembly.